UGCUUGAAUGUCAGUUUGAAAAAAAAAAAAAAAAAAGAAGGAAACACACCCAGUGCUCUUGGACCUGUGACCUGGAACUGGACGGUGGAUGCAGCUCUGAAUUGUAUGGAUAUUGAGUGAACAGAACAGUCAUUUAAGACUCACCUUUUUUUUUUUUUGCCUUUACAUGUGGACCUCGCCUUACUUUGCAAAUAUUUUUUGCUGAAUGUGCAUUUUUUUUUUUUUUUUUUUAAAGGGCUACGAACCUUUUUAUUUUUUCGUCUUGAGUUGAACAGGAAACCUAUAAUCUGGCAAACACUGUGCUUCUCUCUCUCUCUUUUUUUUUUUUUUUUCUUUUUUCUCAGUAUUUCCAAAGAUGAUCUGAGCCUCACACAGCUACAAGUGUUCUGAAUGUUUUUUUUUUUUUUCUUUCCUAAAAUCCAAAGAGAGCUACAAACCCGAAUAGCUGAAUGGAAUAUUAUAUAAUCUGCCAAUGAACUCUCUGACCUGGAGCCAUUGAUCUGAAUUUUUUUUUUUAUUUUUUUUUCUCUGAAUAUUUCAGUGUGUGGGAAACUUGAAUAGUGUUCGUUAUCUGAAGAAGCUUUAAGGAAGACGAGGAACGGGACGAUUAUAGACCUUGCGGUUCUGGAAAAUUAAAUAGCACUUUUAUUUUUUUUUGGACAGAAGGGCAAAAGAACAUUAAGUCAUCGGCUUGGCAAAGCUCUUGUGAAAAUCUGGACAGUUCAUCUUUUUUUUUUUUUUUUUUUUUUGGAAAAUAAGCUAGCUCAUCUGGAAAAAAAAAAAACUUGGAUUUUUUUUUUUUUUUUUUAAAUAAAAAAAAAACUUCUAUUUCAUGUACUUGGAGGAACUUUUUUUGGGUUAUAAAAAAUCAUAAGACGCGGAUAAUGUAGCUUUUUUUUUUUUUUUUUUUUUUAAGGAAAAAAAAUAAUUCCGUUGAAUGUUUUUUUAAAAAUCUUGGAUGAUUAUUUUUUUUUUUUUUUUCACUUUAAAUUCAUGGACAGAAUGUUUUUGAUGGUAUCCACAGAACUGUAAAGAUGGAGGACAUAAAGAAGUCUGGGUAUCUGCGCAAGCAGAAGUCCAUGAGGAAGAGGUACUUUGUGCUGCGCAGCGCGGGGCCCCGGGGCCCGGCCCGGCUGGAGUACUACGAGAACGAGAAGAAGUUCCGGCUGGCGGACGGCCCGUCCGGCGGGCCUCGGGGGACGGUCAACCUGGAGGAGGCGUUCGGCGUCAACAAGCGGGCCGACGCCAAGAGGAGGCACCUGCUGGUCCUGUACACGCGGGACGGAGGCCUGUGCGUGUCCGCCGACGGGGAGGAGGAGCAGGAGGCCUGGUACCAAGCCAUACUGGAGCUGCAGGCGCAGGUUCGUUCUCUGUCCACCUCUGCCGAUGCCUCGGCUUGGCCUGUUCCACCAUUCAGGGAGGUGUGGCAGGUGAGCGUACGCCCCCGUGGACUCGGCCAAACCCGCAACCUCUCAGGAACCUACCGCCUGUGUCUGACAGACCGCACUCUCGGCCUCCUACGCCUCCGCUGUGAACACCCCUCCGUCACCCUUCAGCUCAUGAAUGUGCGCCGCUGUGGCCAUUCCGACAACUAUUUCUUCGUGGAAGUGGGGCGCUCGGCGGUGACCGGCCCAGGAGAGCUAUGGAUGCAGGUUGAAGACUCUGUUGUAGCCCAGAACAUGCACGAGACCAUCCUGGAAGCUAUGAAGUCUUUAAGUGAAGAGUUUCGUCCACGGACCAAGAGUCAGUCUCUUUCCUCGACGCCCAUCACUGUCCCAUCCAGAAGGCACCUACCUAACCCACCACCGCCUAGCCAAGUUGGCUUGUCUCGCCGCUCCAGGAUUGAAGCUUCGUUGGACAGCUCACCGGCUCAAAAGCCUCACUCCCUGCCUAGGGAUCAUAGUCCACGCUCCCCCGAGGAUGUGGAGAAGCGGCCAAGAGUAGAAGCCAUUCAACCUUCAGUAGACUAUGGUUCUGCCUCUUCAGAUGAGUACGGCUCAAGUCCUAGUCUGCACGAGCCUCCUAUAUUUUUGCCACCAUCUCCAGUUACAGGAGAAACCAAUUACAUCUCCAUGGGUCAGUUUGGGAGGAGGUCUCUAGCGCUGGACCUUGGUUCAGUUCCCAUCACACCAAGUGAAGAAGAUGGAGGAAAAACUUCCAGACUGGAACAUGAAGACAAUUAUGCCAUGAUGGGGAGAUGUGAGCCACGCCCAGAAGCAGGUUAUAUGCCUAUGCUUCCUGGCAGCCGAUCCCAAGAUUACAUGCCUAUGACACCUAACAGUAUCUCUCCACCGGCCCCUAUAGAACUGGCAGGUUAUGUCAUGAUGUCCCCAUUGGGUAGCUGCUCCCCAGAGCAAGAGAGGACUAGCUGGCCACCUUCUGGAGAUAUGUCAGUGGGCAGUUUAGACAGCCAAGCUUCAGAUUACAUGAGCAUGUGGCCACUAAGCCGCUCGGCAUCUAGUACCCCUCCACCCGCGGAGAAGUGCUUAAAACUGAGCAAUGGUCCUACAAGGAUUCCUGCCUCCUACCGUUCACUUCCCCGCUCUUAUAAACUGGACCCGGUGCCUCCUGUUCGGAACUCUUGCUCCUCAUCCUCUGACAGCCUAGAAGAAGUCAGCAGUGGCAGGAAUUGGAGGCCACUCAGUAUGUCUGUGGACACUUGGAGGGCAAACACAUUGCCAGGAAACUACCGUAGACCACCCAGCCCAGGGGAAUAUGUCAGCAUCAACUUCAGGGCCAAAAAGGAAAAGACAAGAAAGGACUUCGAUGUUCCCCAGGCGGAAUACAUUGCCAUGGACACACAGCAUCCAAAGGUGGCCAAUGGAGACUAUACCAAAAUGACUUUUGAACCAGAGACAUGGCGCUCACAACCUCCAUCUGUUACCGACCAAAAAGUUGAGAAGGCUUCAAAGACAACUCCUGAAAGUAUGUCUGGCCUGGUAACUGCAGAAGUGAACUCCAGGCCAGUUUCAAAAAAGGCAUCACGGCCUACCUCAACUAUAGAAAAAACUCUAAAGCCAUCAACAGAAGACGAUCCCUGGCCCGUGGUGGCCAGCGAUAACACGUUCAGGCCCAUAGCGCCUGCAGAUAACAAGCUAAGCCUUACUGCCAAGGUGCCAACAGAGGCCCAAGUGGACAGUGUAUUGGGUCUUGCCGAGAAGACUGUGGCAACAAAGCCUAUGUCCGAAGACUUGGAACUGAGGGGCCUGCUAGCCGGCUGUAGUCUUUACAAUGGGCCGGAUCGUAACAGGCUUGGGAGGGGCGAUCACCCAGCCCGAACCAGGCACUGUUCUGAUAACCUGUCCCUCAACACUGUUGCCUCUUGCAAUGGAAACCGGGCGCAAUCUAAGGAAUCUGGGCUCAAUUACAUUGAUCUGGACCUUGUAAAAGACGUGCGUACCAGUCCACUGACUGCCUAUCUGGUGAGUGCUAAUGUGCCACAGCCAAUGAAGAGUGGAACCCUGGGAGCCAAUCCGUGCAUCAACACCUAUGCCAGCAUCGACUUCCAGAUGUCAGGAGAGCUAAGAAGGGAUAGCAGAGAUGGAACAGAAUGCUAAAAACUGUAUCCAGGGACUCCGGCCGUAUUCUUCUCAUGAAAACCAAGAUGGCCGAACUGGCGUAUUCUGCACAAAACUAUUACCGUUUUCUCUAUUUGCACUUUCUGUAAAUCUUGCAUCUGCCGGAAGCUUCAGGAGCGGUCUUUUUCGAUGAGAGGGGGGAUAAAAAGUGCCUUUUUGUUUUCUUUUGCGAAAUGCGAUUUUUUUUUUCUGGAAUUGCAGUUGAAAAUGUUGGUCUUGGCCGCCAUCAACACCCUACGGGAAAGGAGGGCCAAUGCACAGGAAAGAAACCUUCAACCCUAUAGGUCAAGUUUACGAGAGGAACACUAACUGACUGUAUGGGAUGUUUUAUUUUUUUUUGGCUGAAAAGUAGCCUAUAUUUUUGGUGCUGGCAGCAAGCUGCUUCAUGGGGCGAGUGUUGAUUUUACUGGUGCGUUGGCCUUUUUUGAGAAAUGUUAGACAUUUCUACCUGAAUGUGUGAGGCUACAUAUGCCUUAGCGAAUAUUUUUGACCGCCUUUUGUUGACAUCUCGCAAAAUGGCCGCCAUCACCAACCCUGGGUGUUCUUUACGACUUGAGAGUUUUUUUGCUGAGUUAACCAUAGAAAUGGAUAUUGGUACUAAAAGGAUGGAAAUCCCAUUGUGGUCAAACAUAGAAGGUACGAUGUAAAAGGGGCGAGUAAAGGGGGCCCCCAUGGCUUUAAAACCAUUUGCUGUCCGAUUCCCAGAGCCACAUGUAGCUGCAGACGGCGCACCAAACGGUGAAUAACCGUCAUUCAGACACACAACCGUACCACAUGGCUGCUUGACCCCCCUCCCUCUUCCUCUAGAAGUUGGGUGGGGGACAAUUUUUUCAUUUUUAAUACUUUUCUGGUACUAUGGUCCGUUUUUGUCGGGAUGUUUAUGAUCCAAUGGUCGUGCACCUGCUGGUGACACGGCCUCAAGGCAGCCAUAUUGAAAUCUUUAACCAAUACGCAAGGGCUUGAGCCCGCUUCACCAGGGACGUUCCUGCCAAUACACGAGGGCUUGAGCCCACUUCACCAGGGACGUUUCUUGCCAAUAUGUGAGGGCUUGAGCCCGCUUCACCAGGGACGUUCCUGCCACUAUGUGAGGGUUUGAGCCUGCUUCACCAGGGACGUUCCUGCCAAAACACGAGGGCUUGAGCCCACUUCACCAGGGAUGUUCCUGCUCAUACGUGCCAUUAUGUGAGGGUUUGAGCCCAUUCCACCAGGGACAUUCCUGCCAAUACGUGAGGGUUUGAACCCAUUCCAGCAGGGGACGUUCCUGCCAAUGGGUAAGGGCUUGAGCCUGCUUCUCUAGGGACGUUCCUGCCAAUACGUGAGGGCUUGAGCCUGCUUCACCAGGGAUGUUUCUGCCCAUAUGUGAGCCCACUUCACAAGGGACGUUGCUGACAAUACAUGAGCCUGCUUCACCAGGGACGUAGAUGAGAUGAGGGCUUGAGCACACUUCACCAGGGAUCUUCCCACCGAAGGGUGAGGGCUUGAGCCCGGUUCACCAGGGAUGUUCCUGCCAAUGGAUGCGGGCCUAAGCCCGCUUUACCAGGGACAUUCCUCCCAAUGGAUGAGGGCUUAAGCCCACUUCACCAGGGAUGUUCCUGCCAAAGGGUGAGGGCCUGAGCCUGCUUCACCAGGGACGUUUCUGCCAAUGGAUGAGGGCCUGAGCCCACUUCACCAGGGACGUUCCUGCCGAAGGAUAAAGGCUUGAGCCUGCUUCACCAGGGACGUUCCUGUCAAUGGAUGAGGGCCUAAGCCAUCUUCACCAGGGACGUUCCUGUCAAUGGAUGAGGGCCUAAGCCAUCUUCACCAGGGACGUUUCUAUAGGUACGAGACACUCAAUCUCAAUGGACUAGGAGUCCUCUUUGUGCAAGGGGCAGGUACUUGGCCCUGAACUCAUUUUAGAUCAAUUUACUUUUUUUGAAACCAAAAGAAAAAAAAAUAUAUAUGUAUGUAUAGAUGUUUAUGCAGAUGAUAUAAUAUAUAGAGUAAGAUUAAAGUAUUAUGGGGGUGGACGUAGGAAUCUUAAAUGACGGAGUUGCGUAUUAUCCAGGUGACGCUCAACGGGCGCGGUUUAGCACCAAAUUACGGUAAAGCCUCCCUUGAUGGUUCCUCAUGGUAAUCCUGAGGCUCAGGGGGGACCUAUGACUGGACUUAAUGAUUUCACAGAGGUGUCAAUAUAUGCAAGAGACCGUUUUAUAAUCCCCCUCAAUGUGCUGCUUUAUACCUGGAUAAUACCAAAAAAAAAAAUGAAAGAAAUUGUAUUUAAAGCGUUAACUUACAAGUCCCCCCCCCCCCCAUAUUUAGUGGGUAAAUGGAACAUUCCAAGAUUUGAUGGUGCUGCGGGGGUGGGGCUGAGUAAGAAACGGGAAUCUGAGCCAAUGAGAAUGCUCACUUUGCCAUAAGGGUGUCCUGGAUUUGGCUAGUGAACCAUUUCCAACACCGAGGGAGGGGGGUGCUCGAAAGAUGGGAAGCCAGGAAAUUUGCCUUGUAUAAGCUAAGUCUAUUGAAUAAAGUGUUUUGAAAUGCCUUUGGA
Molecule: messenger RNA, 6105 nt
Organism: Rana temporaria (common frog)
Lineage: Eukaryota; Metazoa; Chordata; Amphibia; Anura; Ranidae
Product: insulin receptor substrate 1-like
Exons: 6
Coding region: 1035-3557 (840 amino acids)
Biological process (GO): insulin receptor signaling pathway
Cellular component (GO): plasma membrane; cytosol
Molecular function (GO): insulin receptor binding; phosphatidylinositol 3-kinase binding
Source: RefSeq, a predicted model, not a curated record